CUCAUCAAUUAGCUGCUCUACCUGGCUGAAGAGUUGUGCUAAUUAAAAAUCGACUGGUUUAAGUGAAUGCUUGGCACAGAUACAGUAUGUGGGCUGCCUGAACGGAAGUCAAAUAAUGGGCACAAUCUCAGAUAUCUUGAUAAAGACACUGGACAAUCUUGAAUCGGACUGCUUCAGGAGGUUCAAGCACCGCCUGCAGAUUUAUGGCCCAAUCGCCUGGCGGAGACUGGAGAAUGCUACCGUGGAGGAGACCGUGUGCAUGCUGGUGGAGGCUUACACCAAGCCUAACUGUGGCAGCGUCGUGUCCAGCAUCUUGAGGAACAUGGACUUAAAUCAGCGGGCUUUGGACCUGGAGACGGACCUCCAAUUUGGAAGGGGUAGGUUGGGUUCCGCUGGUGUCUGUCAAUGGACUCAGGGAGAACGUUUCAGCCUUGAUGAUUCUCCCUCCUGUAGCAGUCACUUGCAGCCAAUCAGCUUUGAUGCCACGACAGCGUUGAUGCCACGACAUGCUACAGGCACUGCUGAGUUGAGGAUCGUGAUGCUGGGCAAGACCGGAGCUGGCAAGAGCGCCACCGGAAACACCAUCCUGGGGGGCAGCGGCGACCACUUUCACGUUGACUUCUCUCCCGAGUCGAUCACGGCCACCUGUGAGCGGAAGUGUGCCGUGGUGUGCGGUCGGCCCGUCGCCGUGGUCGACACCCCUGGCCUGUUCGACACGGCACUGCCCACCAGCGAGAUGGGGAGCGAGAUCCAGAGGUGCGUGGAGAUGUCUGUCCCUGGGCCACACGCCUUCUUGCUGGUCAUCAGCCUCGGGAGGUUCACGGAGGAGGAGAGGAACGCGGUCAAGUGGGUUCAGGAGAACUUUGGGCCGGGGGCGUCCAAGUACACCAUUGUGCUUUUUACCAACGGUGACCGGCUGAAGAGCACCAUUGAGAAUUUUCUGGCCCGCAGCCCUCAGCUGACAGAUCUCAUUCAGAGCUGCCACCACCGAUACCAUGUGCUCAACAACGAGAAUACAUCGGAUCUGAGUCAGGUGGCGGCCCUGCUGGAGAAGAUCGAAGUCAUGGUGAGAGAUAACGGAGGGAGUUACUACACUAACGACAUGUACCAAGAGGCUCAGAGGAGGAUGAGAGAGGAGGAUGAGGAGAAAGAGAGAGAGGGGGCCAAAUUACAACAAGAAAUCAUGUUCAAUGAAAAUUGGAAAGUUUUUUUUUCUUCCGCACAAGCCGCAGGGAACUUUGUCGUUCGUAAAGCGGAAGAGAAGGGAAUGCCCAAGGAGGUGGUAGAUGUGUUUGGAAAUGUGUUUAAUUUGUGUGACUAUCCAAUAGCGGACUGCAAAAAAAAGCUAAAAAAAUUGAGGAGAAAAGGUUUAGAGUCAGAAUAGUUGAAAACAUGUCCACAGAUCUGAAGAGGAAAGAAUGAUAGAAGAUAUAGAAACAGAGUUAGCAAGUACGAUUAUUAUUUUGGACUGUUAUAACAAUAGGACUGCAAGAACAACUUUGAGAAAGUGAAGGAAAUGUUUUAAUAGUUAUAGUAUAGUUUUAAAAGCUUAAGAUUAUAGCCACAACAUGUUGCCUCAAACACACAUACACAUUUUUCUACUGCCAAAGAAGCUCUGUUCCCAUUCGCGAACCAACAUUUGAACCAUUCGGAGCGUUUCAACCCAACAAAAUCCAGUUCGGAAGCAGAAAAUACUUUCGACUUUUUUUUUUUGCGAACCAUAGUGGGUGUGUCAUUCUGCCGCUCAGAGGAGUUUUCUGUCCAUAUCAAUUGUUGCCAUGAGUAGAGAUAUAUAUAGUAUAGUAGAAAGUGUUAAUCCACAGGUGAUUUCACCGACAACGAACCCGUGCUUUAACCGGUGCUGUUCAGUAUUCUUUGAACCGUGGUGCUAUCUAGUGAACCAGCCCGCACUACCUCCAGUUUUGAACCGAACCAAAGAUGCAUCAUCACCAAUGGGUGUUACAUGAAAAAACAAAAGAUUAAAAAAAGAUGCAUAAACAGGAGAAUGACAUGAAGAGUUGUCCUGUAAAACGGCAGAAACCAGCUGGUUAUAAAUGUGAACGUCUGCAGUGUAAUGGUAGUUGACUAGUUUUGUUAGAAUAUGUUACAGAUGCUGCAGAACAUGUUACAGAUGCUGCAGAUGUAUGUGUAUCAGCUCCCCCUGAGAUGGGUGUAUUUUUGUAGAAUGUCCCUGGCACAUACGCAACACUCCUGGUGCCUGAUGUAAGGCCAGUUACAUUGACUAUUAGUGAAAGCAAAAUGUUACAGCAAAAGCUCUAGGAACGAGCCACUUCAGUUGCACAUACAGGUGUAUCCCGACUGUUACAUUGACACAAAAUGAGUCCAUGUGCCAAAAUCAUUGUUUGCUGCAGAGUUGUCUUAAGUUUAAUCAUGUGGAUUGGCUGAAUCCAAAAUGUUGUUGUACAGGUUUCUAAACUCAGUGCCAACCACUAUACUGUGUAUAUAUAUAUGCGUGUGUGUGUGUGUGUGUGUUUGUGUACAUACACACACACACACACACACACACACACACACACACACACACACACACACACACACGCAA
Messenger RNA from Sardina pilchardus (European sardine), 2563 nucleotides. Its product is annotated as GTPase IMAP family member 9-like. The transcript is spliced from 4 exons. The coding region runs from base 116 to 1384 and encodes 422 amino acids. NCBI's taxonomy places the organism in Eukaryota, Metazoa, Chordata, Actinopteri, Clupeiformes, Clupeidae. Gene Ontology annotation, molecular function: GTP binding. The record is from RefSeq and is a predicted model, not a curated record.